AUGGAUAAAUUGGUUUUUAAAGAGUACACAAAACGUACGUUUGACAAAUUUUCAGUAUGGAACUCUUUCUUACGGACUGAGGAUGGAAGUCACGCAAAAUGCAAAUUAUGCAAAAGAAUUCCUCAAUGCUCAAAUACCACCACAUGCUUACACAAUCACUUGAAGAAACAACAUCCAAGUGUACCUGAUACAAGAAGAAAUAUUCGACAGAUUCCAGCGACUGCUACGCCUAUCACUCCCACAAAUGAGGUAGUACAAGAACAAGAUCAGCGGCCCAUGCCCAAGACAAAAAAAGUCAGAAUUGACGAUUACUAUCAGAACACCAAAGAAGAUAAUAUGGAAACUGUGAUUUCCAAAAUGACUGCGUGUGAUGGUCAACCAUUCAACGUUUUUUGCAAAUCAGAAUCUAUACGUAUGCUUUUUUUAAAAAGUGGAUACGAAGCUUUGCCGAAAUCUCCGAACACAAUUAAGAAGAUUGUUAUAGAAAAAAGUGACCAGUUAAAACAAGAACUGAGAAAAGAAAUGUCGGUUUUAAAAGCAAAAGGACAGAAAUUUUCCGUCUCUCUUGAUGAGUGGACAUCAGCUAGCAACCGGCGUUAUGUGAAUAUUAACAUUCACUGCCCUAAUUUCAAUGACAAUGACAAGCCUUUCAGAAACUUGGGAUUGGCAAGAAUUACAGGUAGAGGAACAUCGGAAACAUGUAAUCAUAUUUUGAGGGUUAAAUUAGGGUCCUACGAUCUAUUUUUAGAAGAUGACGUAGUAGGUGUAGUGACAGACGGUGCUAGCGUUAUGACUGCCAUGGGUCGUCAAAUACCUUCAUUUCACCAAUUAUGCCUCGCACAUGGAAUUCAGUGUGCAGUGGUGGAUGUCAUAUAUAAGAACUUAUAUAGUCAGAGUGUAGAAACUGUCGAAAAUUCAGAAGAAAUAGAUACAGAGGAGACAUUAUCUACAAUAGUAGAUUCAGAGGCAGAAGAAUCAGAAGAUGAAGAAACAGAUGAAAAUGACGAUGGACAAGGUUUUGUAGUUAGUAAUGCAGAAACCAGAAGUGAAUCCAGGCUUAAUGUCGAUUAUAAGGAUUUGAUUGUUAAAGUACGAAAGGUAGUGAAAUUUUUCAAAAAGUCUCCAACUAGGACAGAAGUUUUAAAUAAACAUGUCCUUGAAGAUAACAAAAGAGCGGGCCUGGUUUUAGAUUGCAAAACGCGGUGGAGCAGCAUGGCGGACAUGGUUUCAAAAUUUUUGCUUUUAAAGGAUGCAAUAUUAAAGGCACUGAUUGACUUGAAAGAAAAAACUAUGUUCAGUACCUACGAGCUUGAUCUUUUGCAGGAUUUAUCUACGACUCUCACUAUCGUCGAAGCUAUUUGCCAAGAAAAGGCGAAUUUAUUAACUGCGGUUACAGCCCUGCAAUUCAUGGUCACUAAACUACAGGAGAACAAUGGGGUUAUCAGUAGUAGACUCCUUCAGGCUUUAACGUUAAGAAUCGCUCAACGCCGACAAGCAGAUCUGGUAUGUACACUGAAGUAUUUACACAAUCCUAACAAAUACUACCAGGAACAAUCUUCUACUGUCUUCCCUAAAGUAGGAAAUGAUGUUAUCACCAAAGUCAUAGUUGACAUACAAAAAAAAUACUUUAAUCAAAGACCUUCAGCAAUAACUUAUACUGGCGCUUCUGAUGACGAAGACGACAUGUUUCUAGCAGAUCUACAGCAUUGUCAAAAUGAAGAAGCGUCUAGAAUCACAAAUAUGUCAAUAAAAGAACAGCUGCAGAAAAAAAUAGAUGAUGAAAUGUGUGCAAGGCCUUCUACGUCCACAGCAACUUGCGAAGAUGUAGAUCAUCUUAGAAUCAUCAAUAAAAAUGCAGAUGGCUUUAUAUGA
Parnassius apollo (apollo) is the source of this 1872-nucleotide messenger RNA. NCBI's taxonomy places the organism in Eukaryota, Metazoa, Arthropoda, Insecta, Lepidoptera, Papilionidae. The record is from the annotation of a GenBank genome assembly.